CCGCAAUGGAUCAGGACGAGGCGCUGACCGCCGUGGACAAUGUCGUCACUCAGUUCAACACCUAUGAAGAUUUUCUCGACUCGCAGAUCACUACGGUGGACUUGUACUACCUGGAGGACGAAAGCCUGGCUCGCCAGUUGGUGGAGCUAGGCUACAGAGGAAUGGGGGAGAUUGUGAAGAGAGAAGAUUUCGAAGCAAGGAAGGCAGCCAUAGAGGUCGCACGGCUGGCUGAAAGAACCCAGAAGAAGAUACUGACUAGUGCUGGGAAAGAGCUGCAGGAUAAUUUUCUGAAGGCUCUGGCCAUGAGAGAAGAAGACAAUCGCAAUGGAAAAGUGAGCUCUGUAAUCUUCAUUCGUGAUAAAAAUCCUCAUGGACAAGAAAUAUCAGGAUAUAUUGACUAUGCUGCCAGAUUGAAGAAUGAAGAUUUUGAAGUAUACUUUAACGGGAAAAAAAAACUUCUUCCAAGGCCCUCAGACAUGAGCUUUUACAACUGGGACAGUCAUAUUGCCGUUUGCAAUUCAAGCCCUAAUUACCAAGUGAUUGCCGACAAUCCAGAAGGUCUACUUUUCAAAUAUAAAAGAGACAGAAAAAUUCUCAAUGUGGAUCCAAAGGCUCAACCUGGUGACAACUCUACUAGGAUCCCCAUCGAGACAGAACUCUACAUUCAAGCUGUCAUUUUUGAUCAUAUUUCCAGAAGGAAGACUUAAGCACCAUCAUAUUAGGAGGUUUCCUUACUGUUUGCUAAUUUUAAAUGAAUUUUGUGAUCAGAAGCAAAUUGGAAUCAUAAAUAAACCCUGUAGUUAGAAAGCAAAUUACAAUAAUAAAA
Messenger RNA from Jaculus jaculus (lesser Egyptian jerboa), 826 nucleotides. RefSeq names its product cilia and flagella associated protein 299 (gene Cfap299). The record is from RefSeq and is a predicted model, not a curated record. NCBI's taxonomy places the organism in Eukaryota, Metazoa, Chordata, Mammalia, Rodentia, Dipodidae. The coding region runs from base 6 to 707 and encodes 233 amino acids. The transcript is spliced from 6 exons.